Molecule: messenger RNA, 438 nt
Organism: Papilio machaon (common yellow swallowtail)
Lineage: Eukaryota; Metazoa; Arthropoda; Insecta; Lepidoptera; Papilionidae
Product: zinc finger protein 263
Exons: 4
Coding region: 39-416 (125 amino acids)
Biological process (GO): regulation of transcription by RNA polymerase II; central nervous system development
Cellular component (GO): nucleus
Molecular function (GO): RNA polymerase II cis-regulatory region sequence-specific DNA binding; DNA-binding transcription factor activity, RNA polymerase II-specific
Source: RefSeq, a predicted model, not a curated record
UGAAGACUUUUGAUAGACCAUCCUUGCUGAAGAGGCAUAUGCGGACACAUACCGGUGAGAAGCCACACGUUUGCGGAGUGUGCAGUAAAGGGUUCAGCACGUCCAGUUCGCUCAACACCCACAGGAGAAUACACACGGGCGAGAAACCGCACAAAUGUCCAGAGUGUGGUAAAUGUUUCACAGCUAGUUCAAACCUUUACUACCACCGCAUGACACAUACUAAAAAUAAACCACACAAAUGCCCGUGGUGUCCCCGUUCGUUUCCUACGCCGGGAGAGCUGCGCGCACACAUCGCGACACAUGCCGCCAAACGUAUUAGCUUGGAACAAGAUGGCGGGCAAAUGUUUGCCGUUGGCGGGAAUUGGCCAUUUUGUAUGGCAGGUUUACAUAAAAGUACUAUAGGAGAGCCAUUUUAAUGGACCACUUUUGACACUUCAA